Eremomyces bilateralis CBS 781.70 is the source of this 1057-nucleotide messenger RNA. RefSeq names its product S-adenosyl-L-methionine-dependent methyltransferase. NCBI's taxonomy places the organism in Eukaryota, Fungi, Ascomycota, Dothideomycetes, Eremomycetales, Eremomycetaceae. Bases 86 to 910 code for a protein of 274 amino acids. The record is from RefSeq and is a predicted model, not a curated record. The transcript is spliced from 2 exons.
CCCGGUUCAGUCUGCCGCCAUCGUUCCUUUUGACCCUCACUAAAAUCGAUACCCCCUCAUACCCCUCUCUACGACAUCUAUCACAAUGGCUCCUCCUCCACCGCCCUUGGGACAGCGGCUUCUAGGCCACCUCCGACCUAUGAUACUCAUCCUCCUCAUGGCCCAAGCCUGGUCCGUCACCAUCCUCACCCUCCUCCUCAAGCUCGACCUCCGCACCCUCUUCACCUACGACACCCUCCGCCACAAAGCCUUCGGCCGCAUGUGGGCCAAAUACGGCGACCUCAUGUCGCGCGAGAUGCCGCUCAACACCGCCGCCCUCCUCGCUACCGUGCGCGGUACCGUCCUCGACCUCGGCCCCGGCAGCGGCUCGCAGCUGUACCAGUUCACCCCAGGGCAAAUCGACGUGGCGUACGGGGUGGAGCCGGCGGUAGACCUACACGUACUACUACGCGCGGCAGCGGAGAAGCGGGGGUUCGAGGGUCGGUAUAAGGUGGUGACGGCGGGAGCGGAGCCGGAGUCGUUGGUGCCGGCAUUGGCGAGGGAGGGGGUGAUUGGGGAAGGGGGGGCGGAGGUAUUCGAUGAGAUUGUGUGCGUGAGGGUGCUGUGCGGCGUGCCGAGACAGGAGGAGGUGGUGAAGGGGUUGUAUCGGUUGUUGAAGCCGGGGGGAAGGUUGGUGGUGUCGGAGCAUGUGGUGAACCCCUGGCGGUUGAAGGAGGGGAGUAUCGUGGCGCGCGGCCUGCAAAUUGGAUAUCAUCUUUUGGGUUGGAAGUUUUGGGCGGGGGGUUGUUGCAUGGAUCGCGAUACGGAGAAAUCGUUGAAGGAGGCGGGGAGUUGGUCGAAGAUUGCGUUGGAGCGCUCGCAGUCAUGGGCGGUGAUUCCGCAUAUCGUUGGAUACCUGGUCAAGGCAUGAAGGGAUCUUUAUAAGAUCAAUGAUAAAUAAAACUGCGGAGAUAGUUCAAUUAUAUUGUAUCACGCAGACUGCAGUGAAAGCUAUACUCAUCCUAUAAUGGACUACUUUUACCAGGAGUAUGGAUUGUUUUAACAGGAGCAACCUGAG